AUGGGAAUGCGGAAACGAUUUGAGCUGCCCGCUUGUGUGCGAGCAGCAAUAAUGGCCAAGUUCCCUGUAGAUGGUGAGAAAGCUGCUGGUCAUAAGGGCAGGAAAGUUGCUAGAAAAGAUGCUAUGGAGUGUGAUGAAGACGAAUGGCGGGACCGAUUUGCCUGCAAUCCAAUGCUAACGCGUGAUGUCACGUCGCAAUAA
Cooperia oncophora is the source of this 201-nucleotide messenger RNA. The record is from the annotation of a GenBank genome assembly. Lineage: Eukaryota; Metazoa; Nematoda; Chromadorea; Rhabditida; Trichostrongylidae.